AUGUAUUUUCAUUUAAAACAAUUAAAUCUUCGUAAGAGUUCGCUUAAAAUAACUUCUCAACAUACAUUUGUCGCUAGUGUCAAUAGUACAUCUAAUCCAAUACAAUGUCGUGAUUUUGGUCUUUUUCUUAUUACAUUAAUUCCAAUUUGUUAUUCACAUAUAUCUGAUAAUGAUGCUGAACAAGCUUUAUGUAAUAUCCCAUCGAUAAAUGCAUAUUUUAAUCAAGAACAAAUUGAUCAUUCUAAUGCAAGCACAUCAAAUAUAUUUGAAACAUUAGAUUGUAUAUUUGACACAAUCGUUCGUCUUUUUUAUUUCCCUUUUAAUCAUGAUAAUCAUACAUUAAAUGUAUCUAUAUCAGAAAUAAAUAAUAUUCAUAUUGAAAUUGCUCAAAAAUUUAUUGAUCUUUCACUACCACAAUUAACAACUGAAUAUAAAAUUCUUUGGUUUUAUCAGAAAAAAAUUCGUUCACUUUUUCUUAUAUUUCGACAAAUUAUUUCAUAUCAACCAUCAACAUUUACAACUAGUUUUACAUCGAAUCCUAUUGGUUCAAUAAUAACAGUUAUUUAUAAUUAUCUAUUAUCAUCAGCAAUAUCAUCACAAUUUCUUAUUCAAUUAGGAUUUGAUACUUUACAAGGUUUUGCUUUAUUAAUUGAAAGUACACUUUGUAAUAUAACACAAACAAAUUUAGUUCAACGACGAACAAUACAUGAUUUAUUAAAUUUAAUCAAUCAAUUAUUAAUAAGUGAUUAUUUUCUAUUAUUUAAUUUGUUAAGUACUGAUAAACAAUAUGAAUCUAAUGCAAAAGAAUUACUUGAACAUUGUUCAAUUAUAUUAAAACGUUUAAAAAUUUAUCGUUCAGAAAAAUUACAACGUAAACAAAAUCCUCGUAUUAUACAAACAUAUUGGGAAAAUAGUUAUGAACAAGCAUAUAUAUUACAUCAUCAUCAAAAUUCAUUUGAAAUAAUAAUUAAUAAUAGAAAUAAUUUUGAUGGUAAUAUUGAAAUAAGAAAUGAUAAUGAUGAUAAUAAUCAAAUGAAACGUGUUUGUGUUAUUAGUGCUAUUUAUGAUAAAUUAUUAAGAUUAGCUAUUAAACAAUUAGAAUCUAGUCAACCAUUAUUUUCUGUUAUUCAAGAUUGUCUAUUCUAUUUAACAUCUAUUGGUUCAUGUUCAUGUUAUUCACUUUCUCAUUAUCGUACACUUUUAUCUAAACUAAAUCAUCUUAAAGCUAAUGAAGAAAUCAUUACAUCUCUUGAACAACAAUCUAUUAAAUUAUUUCGUCAAGCAUGUCUUCUGAUUUCAAAUUGUUUUCAACGUAAUCAUUAUCAUCAUCAUCAUGAUACACAAAUACCAGAUAAUACAUUAUUUUGGUCAUAUUUAUCAAAUCAUUUAUUUCAACGUUCAUCUCAUUAUUCACUUAAAUUAAUUCGAUCAUUUCCAGAUCUUAUACAAUGUUGUUCAAUAAACGAUAAACAAUUAGCUUUAAAAUGUUGUAUAAUUCCAUCAUUAGAAUUUUAUCGUACAAAUAUAUCAAUACAAAAUUCAACAAAUAUUGAAAUAGUUGAAUAUCUUAUUCAAACACUUCCAAAUCUUUUAUUUGACAGUUGUAUUGAUAUACAAUUAUUAUCAUUAUCAGAUACAUUAAUAUCUUUAUCAUCAUUAUUACCAUCACUUCUUAUUCAUACAUUACCUGCAUUAGGUUGUUUACUAACAUCAACAUCAAAUUGUUUAAAUUUAAAUCUAAAUUUAUCUGAAUCAUUUCUUCAUUUAAUAAUUAAAUUAUUAAAUUCAUGGUCAUUACCCAAUGAUAGUAUUGAUAAUUUAUUACAUAUACUUAUUAUACUUUUACAAAAAUGUUCAAUAUUUCGACAAAUAUAUUAUGCUAAUUUAUGUCAUUUAAGUCUAUAUGAACGUUUUCAAUUAAUGUUAAAUAAUAAAUUACCAAUUCAAUCAUCCAUAAUUGCAAGUAUACUUGUAUCAAUAUCAUAUUAUACAAAAUCAAACGAGAAUUUUAAUUAUAAAUUAGUACUUGAACAAAUAACAUUAUUUAGUGAAAAAAAUCGUUAUAAUCGAUCAUGGUUUGAAUUGCUUGUACGUUUAUCAUUAUCUCAACAGUAUCAAGAUAAAAGAACAAGAUGGAAAAGUUCAAUUAAUUAUAAAAAUCAAUCAUUAAAUGAAACUGAUGAUGAAAAUUUAACAAAAUCACUAUUAUGUACAACAAAUGUUGAUAUAGAAAAUAUUGAAAAUAUUGAUCAAGAUGAAGUUUAUCAAGGUGAUAUAGAAUCACUUACUGAUGAUAUACCAAUAGAAAAAAUUGCAAAACAUCAUCAAACAAUUUAUUCAAAUUUAAUUCUUUUUCCAGAACUAGUUAUUCUUGGAUUAAAAAUAGCUUGGCAAAAUGUUGAUAAUGAGUGGAAUGAUCAACAAACUACAAAUAAAACACCUCUUUAUGUAACAAAUCUUGUCACCUACUUAGAACUAUUAUCAUCAUUAAUUCGUGCAAAUAGUUAUAAUUGUAUUGUAUUAAAAAAAUUAAAUAUCGAUGAUUAUCUUUUUACUUGUCUAACACAAAUUGUUCCUCGUUCAUUAUUUCCACAAAAAGAUGCUUUAAUUUCAUUAAUAAUAACACUUCUACAAUUUUUAUGGUCACAAUCAAUAACAGUUCAUCAACUUGAUGAAUGUUUUAAAUUAAUAUUAAUUCAUCGAUCAUUAGUUGGACCAUUACUUCGUUUAUUUAAACAUCUUGUAAAUCAAAUAGAUUCAAAUCAACCACGUUCAUUUUGUUCAAUGCCAUUAUCAUCAAUAGUGACAUCAAAAGGUGGAAAUAAUUUACGUUUAACACUUGAUCAAUUAUUUUCAUUAAAAUAUCCUCAAAUAGAAAAUAAUUCAAUAAAUUCAUCUGUUAACAAUAAUAAUGUUCGUCAAUCAGCUUUUGUUACUGAAACAGUAAAAACAGUUCAAUUUCAUUUUCCAUUAACAAUAGCUAUAUGGUUAAGAGUAAAUUAUCCAUUUGAUAAACAUGAAACAAAUGAUGAAAAUCAAGAUGAGAAUGAAGAAUCAACUAGAAAAGAUUAUCGACCUAUGUUACAUAUUCUUACAUUACAUCAUGAGGGUAUUCAAUUACAAUUUUGGUUAGAUUCAAAAUCUAAUAUUUAUUUAAAAAUUGUACAAGUAUCAUCAACAUCAGAUCAUCAACGUGAGUCAUUUUAA
Messenger RNA from Rotaria sp. Silwood1, 3207 nucleotides. NCBI's taxonomy places the organism in Eukaryota, Metazoa, Rotifera, Eurotatoria, Philodinida, Philodinidae. The record is from the annotation of a GenBank genome assembly.